AGGCCCGCCUCGCCGCCCUGCCCUCCGUGUUCCUGCUGUCCUCCCCCGCCGUGCGGUGCUGGGCGGACCGGGUGGUGGGGGCGCUGCUGGGCGGCAUGCGGCUGGGCGAGCGGCCGCUGGAGGAGCAGCAGCUGGAGCACCUGCUGCAGGAAGCCCUAGCCUCCGCCAGUCCCGACGACAUCCUGCCACCCGCCUCCAGCCUCGUCCUCACCCUCGCCCCGGCCGCCUCCGAAACAACCUCCAACACCGGAGCAGCGGGUGGGGGUGCGGCUGGGGGCCCCACUGCUGCAGGAGCCUCUCAGGAGCCGGCUCCCUUCCAGGCAGUCCAGGAGCUGGACCGCAGUGUGGGCGAGCUGGAGCGGCUGCAGCUGGG
Astrephomene gubernaculifera is the source of this 373-nucleotide messenger RNA. NCBI's taxonomy places the organism in Eukaryota, Viridiplantae, Chlorophyta, Chlorophyceae, Chlamydomonadales, Astrephomenaceae. The record is from the annotation of a GenBank genome assembly.